Messenger RNA from Antrostomus carolinensis (chuck-will's-widow), 1272 nucleotides. Its product is annotated as C4b-binding protein alpha chain. The transcript is spliced from 10 exons. NCBI's taxonomy places the organism in Eukaryota, Metazoa, Chordata, Aves, Caprimulgiformes, Caprimulgidae. Bases 40 to 1272 code for a protein of 410 amino acids. The record is from RefSeq and is a predicted model, not a curated record.
AGGCUGCAAUAUGCAGAGCUUGACGAGAAUUUCAACACCAUGACGAGCUUUCCUGUUGGAACCACGGUGUCGUACAUCUGCCGGCCGGGGUAUAUGAGAGUCCCUGGAAAAUCAGCAACUCGUACGUGUGGUGAAGGUUUACAGUGGUCACCCGUAGAGCAGUUCUGUACAGAGAGAAAAUGUAGUCAUCCAGGAGAUUUAGAACAUGGCUCUGUUCAUGUGACAGAUCUUUCAUUUGGUUCAAAAGCUACUUUUUCUUGUAAAGAAGGAUUCAGAUUACGUGGUACUGAUGAAAUUUCCUGUGUAAUUAAGGAUAAAGGCGUUGGCUGGAAUAGAGAUCUUCCUCUCUGUGAAAGAAUUCCUUGUGAGCCACCUCCAAACAUAGCCAAUGGGAGGUACACUGAAGCAGCUAGCUACGUUUACCAAACAUCAGUGACCUACAGGUGUGAUGAUGUCCCAAAAGGCGCGGAUCCCUUCUCACUCAUUGGCCCAGCUACUAUUUUCUGCACGCAUGACGCACACUCGAAUGGAGUUUGGAGUGAACCACCUCCACAAUGCAAAGUGGUCAAAUGUGAUAACCCAAAAGUUGAAAAUGGAAGAAAAAAAAGUGGAUUUGGACCUUCCUAUAGCUAUAGGGACUCCGUCAUGUUUGAGUGUGAUCCAGGCUAUUUCAUGAAUGGAUCAGACGUGAUUACCUGUGGAGAAGAUAACACCUGGUCUCCUCCAAAACCAACUUGUGAAAAAAUUUCUGAAGAUGGAUGUGCUGCCCCAGAGAUCACCCAUGGAGUAGUGAUUCCAGUGAAAGCUGUGUAUGCAAAAGGAGAGUCUGUUCAGCAAAAGUGCAAUGCUAACUGUACUUUUCCUGAUGGCACUAGAGAGAUGGCAGUCACUUGUCAAGGACAGAAUACCUGGAGUUCUUUACAAAACUGUGCAUGUGAACCUAUAACUUCUGGUUACACUCCACAUAUAAAUUAUGGUAGCGUAGUUGAUGGAGAAAAACCUUCAUAUUCUGUUGGAGAUUUUAUUACAAUUGAAUGUUACUCAGGCUACACGUUACAUGGUGAAGCUCGUAUUCAGUAUAUUGGAGAAAACCGAUGGAUUCCUGGAGUGCCAACUUGCCAGUUAAGUCCAUAUGUUACGGCCAUCAUCUGUGUGAUUGUUGCAAUUGUGGUGUUCCUGGCAGCUUUCUGGGUCUAUAAGAAAUUCUUUUCACAAAAUGGGAAACGAGACAGCACUCCAUGUACUGCCGAACAUAAGAUCUGUAAAGCAUGA